AUGGCUUUUGACGACCCAUUUAAUGCUCGUAAUAAUAAUCUUGAUGAUGGUACAUCCGAUAAUUUCUAUAAUUUUAAUGAAGAAGAUCCUGCUGCUGAAUUUCUUGAACGUGAAAAACGUGAAUUAGCGGACAUUACAGGUGAUACAAAUGCUAAUAUAUUUACUGAUCAAUUUGAUACAAGUUCAAAUACUAGUAAUCUUCGUACAAACGGUGUAUAUUCACCGAAUGUAAAUCUAGGUGGAAGUUAUUCUCCAACACCAUCACGUGAUUCACCAUAUCAAUCAUUAUCGGAUUUUAGUGAACAAAUGAAUGAACCGGAAAAAAUUCGAAAAUGGAGAGAAGAAUUUUCAACACGUAUUAAUAAAAAAGAUACAGAAGAAGAAAUAAAACGUAAAGAAAUGCGUGAACAAGCUAAAAAAGAAUUAGAUGAUUUUUAUAAACAACGUACUGAACAAUUAGAACGUACAAAAGGACAAAAUCGUUCAAAUAAUCGUACAUUAGAAGAUGAUCUUUUCAAUAAUCGUAAUACAUCAAUAAUAUCAAAUGGUAAAGUUAGUGAUUGGGAUAAAAUAACAAGUUUAUGUGAAUUUAAUCCAAAAAAUAAUCGUGCACAAAAAGAUUUAACACGUUAUAGAAGUGUUUUACUUCAAUUAAAACAACAACAAACAAAUGAUACUCGACGAUAUGCUGGGCAUGCUCAUUGGCAAAAUACUGCAAAAACUAAAGCUGCUAAUGAUCAAAUAAAAUCACGCGUUAUCGAAAAAUUAUCUAGUAAAAUUGUGACAGUUAUUCGACAGAAUGGUAAUGUUACUGAUUCACAAUAUAAUGCUGUAUUACGUGCAACAUUAGAAGAAUGUCGUAAAAAUAAUAUGCCAAAAGAAACAAUCGAUCGAACAAUUAAACGAGCUAUUGCUCAAAAAGAUAAUAUGAAACAAGUUAUUUUUGAAUUUAUUGGUCCUGGUCGAGCUUUAUGUCUUACUGAAGUUAUGACUGGUAAUUCAAAACGUGCAUUUAAUUAUCUAAAUAAAAAUGCAGCUAAAAUUGGUAUUCCUGAAAUAGCUAAAAGUGGACAAAUUGCUGAAUAUUUUGAUCAACGUGAUUAUGCUUGUAUUGAAAAAUCAAAUACAAACGAAGAGAAAGGUACUAAAUUAGCGAUUGAAAUUAAUGCUGAAGAAGUUAUUCAAGCAAUUGAUGAUGAUGAUGAUGAACGAGAAGUAUGGAAAUUUCUUGGUCCACCAACAUUCUAUGGUCAAAUGAAAGCUAAUUUAACUCAAGGUGGUUAUACAGUAACAUCUGAUGGUUCAGAAUUUAUUCCUAAAGUAACUGUACCAUUAAAUGAACGUGAUAAAAUUCUAUUAAAACAAAUUAUAAAUAUGUUUGAAGAUCUUGAACAAGUUGAAGGUGUUCAUACUAAUGAAAAUGAAAAAGCUCAAUUAAUAUUUAUCGAUAAUAGUGAAACAUGUCAAAUAAAUAUAAACUUAAUUCAACCAUCAAAUAGUAAAUUUAGUGGUCGACCAGCACAAGUACAUGUUUUAUCAUUGACACAAAAUGAUAAAUGUGGAUAG
This is a messenger RNA of Rotaria sordida, 1566 nucleotides long. The record is from the annotation of a GenBank genome assembly. Lineage: Eukaryota; Metazoa; Rotifera; Eurotatoria; Philodinida; Philodinidae.